AUGUCUUCACUUGCGACUUUAAUCAAAGACGACUCAUUAUCGUCAACUCUGCGGAUUGGAUUCGUCAGUCUAGCUGCCUGUUCCAUUGUCGGCUUAGCUGCUUAUGUCGGUUACAGAGCAGCGGGGCCUCAAAACAAGACAUACGCGCUACAAAAUCGACAUCCAGAAUCGAACGAACAGAUCGAAAAAGUACUUGAAUCGCUGCGGCUUGACGAUGAGAAGCUGCGUCAAAUAAUGCAAUAUCUCGAGAAAGAAAUGGAAGAUGGUCUUUCACCAGCUACACAUAAAAAUGCAGAUGUUAAAAUGUUUCCUACUUAUGUUCGCACGAUAGCCGACGGUUCAGAAACUGGCCAAGUGCUUGCAUUAGAUUUGGGCGGAACUAACUUUCGUGUUUUACUCGUCACAUUAUUGCCACAAUCAAGAGUUGAAUUAACUUCGAAGAUAUUCGUCAUACCACAGUCAAUUAUGUUGGGCGAAGGAGCUAAUCUGUUUCGACAUCUCGCCGAAUGUCUUUUAGAAUUUAUGAGAAAAGAAAAUUUGUCCUUAACUGGCCCUCGAUAUCCAUUGGGCUUUACAUUUUCAUUUCCUUGUAAACAAGAAGGUCUUGCAUCGGCACGAUUAUCAACAUGGACCAAAGGCUUCACAUGUUCCGGUGUUGUUAACGAAGACGUUGUUAAACUACUUCAAAAUGCUAUCGAUGAAAAAAAAAUCAAUGUUCAAUGUGUAGCACUUGUCAAUGACACUGUGGGCACAUUAAUGGCAUGUGCAUACAAAGAUCCAAACACAGCCAUCGGUCUCAUCUUAGGUACAGGUACAAAUGCAUGUUAUGUGGAAAAAUUAGAUAAAGUUGGCACUUGGGAUGGCGAUUACAACGAACCUAAACAAGUUAUUAUUAAUAUGGAAUGGGGAGCGUUUGGUAAUAAUGGUCGUCUGAACUAUAUACGAACGAAAUACGAUGAAGAAGUUGACUUAUCAUCAGUCAAUCCAGGCAAACAAGUUUUUGAGAAAAUGAUUAGUGGCAUGUACAUGGGUGAAAUAGUUCGUUUAAUCAUUCUUGACUUAAUGCAACAAGAUUUACUGUUUAUUGGUCAACGUGAUGGCUACGGAGAUUAUAGCACACCAUUGUUUACUCGCGGUGGUUUUUAUACAAAAUUUGUCAGUACAGUUGAGACUGAUGAAGGAAUUGCUUUUGCAAACACACGACGAGUCUUGGAAGACAUGGGCAUUCGAAAUCCAACAUUCGAUGAUUGUGCUAUCGUCCAACAUAUUUGCAAAAAUGUCUCGAAACGAGCAGCAAGAUUAGCUGGUGCAGCUCUCGCUGUUUUGAUCAAUCGUAUAAAUAAGCCCAAUGUUACUGUUGGUGUUGACGGUUCCUUGUAUCGUUACCAUCCUAGAUUCAAGAGAAACAUGGAGAAAUGUAUGAAAACAAUGGUCAGCAAGAACAUCAAGUUCAAAUUAACCUUAUCCGAUGAUGGUAGCGGCAAAGGAGCUGCAUUGAUUGCAAUCGUUGCUGAUCGUUAUCAAAGAAGUCAGUUGAGGUCCGUAUCAAGUUUUGAUGAAAGCGAAGACGAACAGAUUCGUAUUCAAUUUCAACAACAACCGCCGAAUCCAGUUCCACCUAUCCUAGUUUUACAUAUAAUUUCUCCUCAAUCUCUCACAUAUACCGCAUCGAAACCGAAGCUUGAAUGGUCUGUCAUUCCUGAAUUCCAACAAUACCCAAGAUUCCAGCACGUCGUUGACGUGAUUCGCCAAUCCAAGAUCGAACUAGGCUAUUCAUGGAAAAAUCUUAGUUUCGCCUAG
Adineta ricciae is the source of this 1800-nucleotide messenger RNA. NCBI's taxonomy places the organism in Eukaryota, Metazoa, Rotifera, Eurotatoria, Adinetida, Adinetidae. The record is from the annotation of a GenBank genome assembly.